GAGAGGGCUAAAAAAGCUACCAGUAUCCAACCCAAAUUUACGAGAGAAGCUGAACAAAUAUUGCAAAAAAUCAAGGAAUUAGAGACUACAAUAAAUGCUGCUCAAAUAGACAUUUCAAAGAAGAAAAACAAUGCCAAGAUACUUGAAGCUGAAAUGCAAGCGAGACGCAGACAUCUUCAAACACUCUCUGAUGCAAAUGCUCAAGAAAAGCUGGCAUUGAUGGAGGAUGCUACAAAGCUAAAGAAACUGGUCAAUAUCUUCAUCCAAGAUGUUUCACACAAAGAAGGAGAACUUCUAAAAAUUUGGCAAGAAGUACAGCAGACUGUAAAUGCAGUGAAGGAAAAAGAACAUAAGAUCCAUCUUUUGGAAACUCAGCUUCAGCAGCAGAUUCAGCAGCAUCAAGACAUGGAAGAGAAGCUAACAAGAAGCAGAUCAGAAUGCAUACAGCUGCAGGCAUUACUUCAUCAGAGGAGCUCCCAGUCUACACAACAGCAUAUUGCUAAAGAACUAUGUGAACAGGCUGAAAAACUCAGGCAAGUGCUCAAAGAAAAAAAGCUUUCAGCUGAUGAGGAUAAAUACUUACACAACAAGAUGGCAGAAAACUGUAGACACAGAACAAGGGAAAAUGGCCACUUACAAGCUCAGGUACUUGAAGCAGCCCGACAACUAAGCAGAGAGAGACAGCUGAGAGAGGAGGAAAGUAUCUCCCAUUCAAGAAGGGUAUCUGAGCUAGCAUGCGGGAGGGAGAGGACACGGCAACUUGAGAUGAAGCUCACCUACCUGGAGACCCAACUACAGGAUGAAAGACAGAGAAUUCUUAAGGCUCAGGAGCAGGCAUUUUGUCUACAGCAAGAAAAGAAAACUGUGGCUCAAAAUGAGCAAUUGCUUCAGUCACAACUAACAGAUUUAGAAAGGUGUCACUCUAAAGUUCAACUGGAAAAUUCCAAGCUGCAAUUAGAAAAAACUCAUUUAGUUGAACAUAUUUCUUACUUACAUAAACAGAUUUCUGAAAAGGAAAAGGAAAUCAAUUUUCUGUAUAGUCAUGUUAAUACGUUGUCCAGUGACCUCAGUAAUUUGAAGUUUGAAGGUGAGAAGACCUCUACUCUGCAGAAAGAAUGAUGGAAAAUGAGCUCUCUAGUAUGUUAACACCGAGCAGUGAAUCUAUGAGCCAAGUUUGAGAAUCAGUUAUUGACUGUCCUAUUUUAAGUACGUAAUUAAGUCAUUUUUCUAAAAAAUAGUCCCUUUAGAUGAAAAAUUGCACUUUAUACCAUGAUACAGUUCUUCUAGGACUAAUUACUACAAAGGAGUGUUCUGAGAUUAAUUAAACCAAAUCUUUUGUUUCAGUCACAACCUAAAGGAGAAAGGGCACUCAGCUUACUGGAGGCUGACUUAGCUUUAAUUUUUCUUUUUGUUAAUUAAAGCAUCUUCUGAAUUUUUCAGGAUUCACUAAACAAAGUAAGCAUCAUUAGUCAUCAGUUCUAAGUGAUGGAAUGGAACUUGCAUGGUAUUCUGUGGCAUGUAAGAAUGUUCAAAACAUCCAUGAAAUUAGUCACCAUCAUCACCCUACUUCCAAACUUUGGUUCCCAUUAAAAAGCCCCAAAGGGACAACUGUUGAUAACUGAAUGAUACUUAAAAGUAGGCAACCUUGGUUCUCCAGCUGAUGCUGAACUCCCAUUACCCCCAGCCAUAAUAAAUUGUGGCUGGGGAUGAUGGGAGUUGUAAUUCAGGAACAGCUGGAGAGUUAAGAUUGCCUGUACCUGCCAAAGAGGGAAGAAACUAACAUCAGAAGUUCCUUCAAUUACUAUCAUUUCUAGUUGUUUAGUCCCUGAAGAUGGCAAGAGAAGGAAAUUAGUAACUGUCACAGCACCCCAGUUCCUCAAAUCUCACAUGGUUGGUACCAUUCCUGAUAUAAUAUUCUGCCACUGCCCCAAGUGCUCAAAGAAAGCAAGUUAUACACAAUACAAGUUCUUCCACUUGUUUUCUAGAAAAUUUGGUAGAAAAGUCAGGCUUUUGAAAUACAGUAUAUACAAUCCCACAGCAGAACUGAGAGUCAGGAACAAAUCCUUUAGCCAUGCUGCUUUGUUUAAUAACCAAAUUAAAAUUGUUAUUUGGUAUGUCUUGUGGAAUUGGGUAAACAUUCUCAGGCUUUUGUGUUUGACAGAACUCUUACAAAGAGCUAGAUGAUGUAUGAUUAUAAGUUGUUCAGCAUAAUUAAGAGGUUUAUAAACACUUGUACCUUGCUCUACCAAGUGCUAAAAACAAUGUAAAAUAAACUAGUUUCUAGCAA
Hemicordylus capensis (graceful crag lizard) is the source of this 2287-nucleotide messenger RNA. RefSeq names its product protein Hook homolog 2-like. Lineage: Eukaryota; Metazoa; Chordata; Lepidosauria; Squamata; Cordylidae. The transcript has 8 exons. The record is from RefSeq and is a predicted model, not a curated record. The coding region runs from base 154 to 1119 and encodes 321 amino acids.